Ictalurus furcatus (blue catfish) is the source of this 501-nucleotide messenger RNA. RefSeq names its product ribosomal protein L31 (gene rpl31). Gene Ontology annotation, cellular component: ribosome; cytosolic large ribosomal subunit. Lineage: Eukaryota; Metazoa; Chordata; Actinopteri; Siluriformes; Ictaluridae. The transcript is spliced from 5 exons. The record is from RefSeq and is a predicted model, not a curated record. Gene Ontology annotation, biological process: cytoplasmic translation. Gene Ontology annotation, molecular function: structural constituent of ribosome. Bases 83 to 460 code for a protein of 125 amino acids.
AUUAAAAACACGGACAUAUUUAAUGCUAGUCAGGUUGCUAGCUAAGCAUAAGGGCGGUAGUUGAGUUAAGCGCUGAAGCAGUAUGGCGCCGCUUAAGAAAGGAGGCGAGAAGAAGAAGGGGCGCUCGGCCAUUAACGAGGUGGUGACCCGGGAGUACACCAUCAACGUCCACAAGCGCAUCCAUGGCAUCUCCUUCAAGAAGCGAGCCCCUCGCGCCAUUAAGGAAAUCCGGAAGUUCGCCAUGAAGGAGAUGGGCACGCCUGACGUUCGCAUCGACACCCGUCUGAACAAGGCCGUGUGGGCUAAGGGAGUCAGGAAUGUCCCGUACCGCAUGCGUGUGCGUUUGUCCAGGAAGCGCAACGAAGAUGAAGAUUCUCCCAACAAGCUGUACACACUCGUCACGUAUGUCCCCGUCACCACAUACAAAGGUCUCCAGACCGUCAAUGUGGAUGAAAACUAAUUUACAUAUCGUGACCAAUUGUAAUAAAAUUCUAAAAAGAA